GGCGGGAGGCGGAGGGCGGAGCUGGGCGCACCCAAAACAAACAACCGGCGCCCAGAGACUCUGCGGCCCCGUAGCCGCACGGCCUCGGCCUGGUGCGCGCCCGCCGUGGAGCCGAGGCCACCUUGGCCACCUCGUUUCCCACCCUUUGCCGUCGGCACCCAGGCCCCGCCCAGCGGAGCCGCCGCAGGGUUAUAUUGGGCCGGGCAGAAGGUGGAGAGAAUACGUAGCCACGGCCGGCCAGCGCCAAGAUGCUGCUCCAGAGGCCCGGGGCAGAGAGGCCGCUGCAGGCGCCACGGCCUCAGGGACUCGGCUCCGCGGGCGUUCAAGGCUGAAGGCGCCGGACCCUCCCGAAGAGUGGCACGCACAGCAGCCAGCGUCGUCUCCGGGCCUCCAGGGCGCCUGGCCCGCACCUGCGACCUCCAGGGAGGGGCCCUUCCCGGUCUCUUGGACGGAGAACAGAUGCGUACACUUGUUGCGUCCAGCAAGAAAUCCCGAGCCCGGCGCGCUUUGGGGCACCAGAGGGGGUAACCGCACCUCUGCCCGCCUUCACCCCGAAGUUUCUAAUUCUAGAACUGAAGAUAGUACCCACCCAACUCGUUCCUCUCCGCCCCUCUUAGUUCAACCAAUAAACACAACAUCUCCCGAGAAAAAUAACAGCGGAAGAGAACUCUUCUACGGAAAAGAGACUGUCUCAAAAGGAGGGCGAGCUCCCGGGAUAGAAAAGAAAGGACUCCCGGCCCCGGAAUCGCCACCCCCGCCCUCGGUACCAGCUUCCCAAGACCCCGCGAAGGAAAAGCGUACGCCGCCGGGCAGGGACAGAGGGCGUGGGCAUGAAGUUGGAGGUAUUCGGCCCCCACGCGGCCCUCCGGGACAAACCGGGUAGUGACCUGGAGGGCGCAGGCGGCAGCGACGUGCCAUCUCCGCCGUCUACAGCCGGCGAUGAGUCCCUGGGCUCGGACGGGGACUGCGCGGCUAACAGCCCGGCGACAGGCGGCAGCGCGGGGGAGCUGGCGGGCCGCGGCGAGAGGAGCGCGAGCGGCGGGCCGGGCGCCGCGGAGGGUGCGGCGGCGGCGGCGGCAGCGGGGGGGCAAGAGCAGGCCGGCGCGGGGGGCACCGAGGGCGCGCGCAGCAAGCCGUACACGCGGCGGCCCAAGCCCCCGUACUCCUACAUUGCGCUCAUCGCCAUGGCCAUCCGCGACUCGGCGGGCGGGCGCCUGACGCUGGCCGAGAUCAACGAGUACCUCAUGAGCAAGUUCCCGUUCUUCCGCGGCAGCUACACGGGCUGGCGCAACUCGGUGCGCCACAACCUCUCGCUCAACGACUGCUUCGUCAAGGUGCUGCGCGACCCGUCGCGGCCCUGGGGCAAGGACAACUACUGGAUGCUCAACCCCAACAGCGAGUACACCUUCGCCGACGGGGUCUUCCGCCGCCGCCGCAAGCGCCUCAGCCACCGGGCGGCAGCUCCCGCUCCCGGGCUUCGGCCUGAGGAAGCCGGGUCCCCGCCUGCCGCUGCGCCCCCGCCGCCCGCGCCCGCCGCCCCGGCCUCGCCCCGAGCGCGUUCGCCAGCCCGCCAGGAAAGGCGCGCCAGCCCUGCAGGCAAGUUCUCCAGUUCCUUCGCCAUAGACAGCAUCCUCAGCAAGCCCUUCCGCAGCCGUCGCGACGCGGACAGCCCCGGGGCGCGGCUGCCGUGGGGCGCUGCGCCCUGCCCGCCUCUGACCCCGUACCCCGCGCUCCUCCCGGGGGCGCCCGGCGGGGCCCUGUUACCGCUCUGCGCCUACGGCGCGGCCGAGCCGGCGCUGCUGGGCGCGCGCGGAGCCGAGACGCCGCCAGAGCCGCACCUCCUGCUCGCGCCCCUUUCCGCCCCGGCCCCUGCCAAGCAGCUCCGAGGCCAGGCGGCGUGCGGCGGCGCGCACCUGUACUGCCCCCUGAGGCUGCCCGCGGCCCUGCAGGCGGCGACGGCCUGCGGGCCGGGCCCGCACCUGCCCUACCCGAUGGAGACGCUCCUGGCCUGAGCCGCACCGCCCAGCGGGCAGGGUCGGGCGCUGUCCGGGAGGCUAGAACGUAGGUCAGGGCUUUGCACUUUCUGCCCAGGGGAAGGGGAGACUCUAAAGAAAAAAAAAAAUCCAUCAAACGUGCCUUAAAGGUAAAGCAUUUUUGACAGAAUGUUUUAACUUAGUUCAGACUGCUUAUUUUCCUUGUCUUUUUAAACCUUUCCGAGGACCAAAGCAAUUCUUCAUAAUUGUCUUAGAUUCUUGACCAACCCUGUCCCUCUCUCACUUGAAAAAGACUUCUCUCUUCUGAAUGCCCAGGUUCCCCCCAUACCUGUUAUUUCUGUUGCUCCUUCCACUGAUUUGUCCCUAGAAAGAAAGAGCGGAGGCUCAUCAGGGAACCAUUCCAUAUGAUAAAUGACAUGACUACUGUUUGGGGUUUAUGGGGCCCCGCUCCGUGUGCGUAUGUGGUAUUUACAGGUGUGACUGUAUGAGAGAGAGGUGUCAGAGAAUCUGCAGUCAUUUCUCUGCUAUUGACCAAAUGCUUCACUGGGCCAAAAGAUAAUAUAUAUAUAUAUAUAUAUAUAUAUAUAGGAAUAUAUAUAUAUACAUAUAUAUAUAUAUAUAUAUAUACAGUUGGGUUUUGUAAUUAAAUUAUUUAUAUAUUUUUGAAAUCUGAAUUGAAAAUGUUGCAGGCAACGGGCUACAGCUUUAUUAGUGGUUCAGUGAUCUCUAACUGUGGUCUCUUUGGGCCAAGCAAUGUCUUUAAAGGAGAAGGUAGCAUUAUGUAUAUGGGGUGCCAGGACCGCUGCCACGUGAAAGCGAGUGUGAUUUUUAUUUUUAAUAUUAUUUUAUUUGUGUUUGUGUACAUAUUCAUGUAUAAAUUCUAUGAAACCCAGGUAUAAUGCUUAUUUUUUAAUAAAACUCACAACUGACUUUGCA
Manis pentadactyla (Chinese pangolin) is the source of this 2930-nucleotide messenger RNA. RefSeq names its product forkhead box Q1 (gene FOXQ1). NCBI's taxonomy places the organism in Eukaryota, Metazoa, Chordata, Mammalia, Pholidota, Manidae. Gene Ontology annotation, biological process: cell differentiation; regulation of transcription by RNA polymerase II; anatomical structure morphogenesis. The coding region runs from base 831 to 2012 and encodes 393 amino acids. The transcript has a single exon. The record is from RefSeq and is a predicted model, not a curated record. Gene Ontology annotation, molecular function: DNA-binding transcription factor activity, RNA polymerase II-specific; RNA polymerase II cis-regulatory region sequence-specific DNA binding.